Messenger RNA from Petromyzon marinus (sea lamprey), 811 nucleotides. RefSeq names its product O-6-methylguanine-DNA methyltransferase (gene MGMT). Gene Ontology annotation, molecular function: methylated-DNA-[protein]-cysteine S-methyltransferase activity. The record is from RefSeq and is a predicted model, not a curated record. Gene Ontology annotation, biological process: DNA repair. Gene Ontology annotation, cellular component: nucleoplasm. Lineage: Eukaryota; Metazoa; Chordata; Hyperoartia; Petromyzontiformes; Petromyzontidae.
UGAAAUCGCGACGAGGAAUCGGAAUCGACAGCCACCACUCCACUUCACCAAUGGGCCCCAUGCGGGCCAAGCGCGUCUGCUGCGCUGGGCCCGUGGGCCAGGCGACUCUCCACGUUCUCGUGCCGGGGCCCGGCGGGUCAGCAGCUGCUGCGGCCGCUGUGCGCGUGCGCGUGGAGGCGUGCGCCCUGGGUGUCCACGCCGUGCUGCUGAGUGGCUCCGGCUCAUUCCCGGCGGACUACAAAACCCGGCCCGGAGCUCUGAAGGUGUCGGUGUCGGAGGCGACUCCCACCACCACCACCGCCACCGCCGCCGCCGCCGCCGCCGCCGCCGCUACCACCAUGGCCCUGGGAGGAGCCGAGUGGGAGGCGGUGUCCUGGCAGCUUGCCGGUUGCACCUCGUGGCUCUGCGGCUACUUCCAGAGGCCUGCGGAGGCCGGGCACGAGGAGGCCCCGGCACUCCACCUCCCGGGGCUCGCUCCAGAUGGAUUCACGAAUCUGUUGUACCGCACUCUGACGCGGGAGGUGUGCGUGGGCCGCACGGUGACGUACGGAGGCCUCGCCGAGCUCGCUGGGGCCUCCAGGACGGCCGCUCGAGCCGUCGGCAAUGCCAUGCGGCACAACCCGGUGCCGCUGUUGGUGCCGUGCCACCGCGUGGUGCCGGCUCAGGGGGGCUCCGGCUCCUUCCAGGGACGCCUCUCGUCACAGCUCAAGGCCUGGCUCCUCCGGCAUGAGCAGGGCACAGACGCCCCAACCUCCGGCCCAUGAUGGCCGGGUUUACAAUGGCCUGGUUUAUACAGCGAGGGGAAAAAAAA